Molecule: messenger RNA, 3571 nt
Organism: Erpetoichthys calabaricus (reedfish)
Lineage: Eukaryota; Metazoa; Chordata; Cladistia; Polypteriformes; Polypteridae
Product: protein mono-ADP-ribosyltransferase PARP6
Exons: 18
Coding region: 286-2256 (656 amino acids)
Biological process (GO): endoplasmic reticulum unfolded protein response
Cellular component (GO): nuclear envelope; endoplasmic reticulum tubular network; membrane
Molecular function (GO): kinase binding; NAD+ poly-ADP-ribosyltransferase activity; protein serine/threonine kinase activator activity
Source: RefSeq, a predicted model, not a curated record
AAGUCACGUGACCAGUAGGCGGACAGCACUGAGCAUGUCUGCAGCAGGCUGUGUUGUCAGGCAAAUUAAGCUAGUCGGAGCUUCGGAGAGCUGCCACACACAAACCGCCGCAAGAGAGGAUCAAGCCAGCAGGCCACAGGUUCCAUUGUCACGCAGAGGGCAGUUGCCGUGGAAACCGAGGAAGGCAGAAUGGCAGGCAGCCGCGCCAUCCUGCCUUUAGAGCACGUCUGAUGCAUGCAGGCGAUGAUCGAUUGAAUGCCAGGCUCUCCGUUUGUUUGAUUCUCGAUGCUGAGGCUCUCCUGUCAAUCUCUGUGUCUGCAGGACGUCAAGGGUCAGUACUGGACAGACGAUGAUUCAGAUGGAGACAAUGACUCGGAGGAGUUCCUUUAUGGGAUACAGGGAAGCUGUGCGGCUGACCUGUACCGCCAUCCACAGCUGGAUGUGGACAUUGAAGCAGUGAAGGAGAUCUACAGCGACACAGCUGUGUCUGUCAGGGAGUAUGGGACCAUUGAUGAUGUGGACAUCGAUUUGCAAAUUAACAUCAGCUUCCUGGAUGAGGAGGUGGCGACAGCGUGGAAGGUGAUUCGAACUGAGCCCAUCAUCCUGCGCCUCCGCUUCUCCCUGUCCCAGUACCUCGAUGGGCCAGAGCCGUCUGUGGAGGUCUUCCAGCCGUCCAACAAGGAUGGGUUCAGCCUGGGCCUGCAGCUGAAGAAGAUCCUCAGCACGUUCACAUCCCAGCAGUGGAAGCACCUGAGCAACGACUUCUUGAAGACGCAGCAGGAGAAGCGGCACAGCUGGUUCAAGGCUGGUGGGACCAUCAAGAAGUUUCGAGCUGGCCUGAGCAUCUUUUCACCCAUCCCCAAGUCUCCCAGCUUCCCCCUCAUGCAGGACUCGGCUCUGAAGGGCAAGCUGGGCGUGCCAGAGCUUCGGGUGACGCGCCUCAUGAACCGCUCCAUUUCGUGCACCAUGAAGAACCCCAAAGGAGAGCUCUUUGGCUACCCCACCGCCAGCCAGAGCGCGGCUGUUCCCGCUGCCAGGCCGCCCCCGCAGAUUACCAUGAAGCAGCUGAUUGAAUUGUUUUUCUCAUCCCAGGCGGGGGGCCACUGCAAGAACAUCCCAACACUGGAGUACGGCUUCCUCGUCCAGAUCAUGAAAUACGCCGAGCAGCGGAUCCCAACUCUGAACGAGUACUGCGUUGUGUGUGACGAGCAGCACGUCUUUCAGAAUGGCUCGAUGCUCAAGCCCGCCGUUUGCACGAGGGAGCUGUGCGUCUUCUCCUUCUACACCCUGGGAGUCAUGUCUGGAGCAGCCGAGGAGGUGGCCACUGGGGCAGAGGUGGUGGACCUGCUGGUGGCCAUGUGCAGAGCUGCCCUGGAGUCGCCCCGGAAGAGCAUCAUCUUUGAGCCGUACCCCUCGGUCGUGGACCCCAACGACCCCAAGACCCUGGCCUUUAAUCCAAAGAAGAAGAACUACGAGAGGCUUCAAAAGGCUCUGGACAGUGUGAUGUCCAUUCGGGAGAUGACACAGGGUUCCUACCUGGAAAUUAAGAAACAGAUGGACAAACUGGACCCUUUGGCCCACCCUCUGCUCCAGUGGAUCAUCUCAAGUAACCGGUCGCACAUCGUCAAGCUGCCGCUGAGCCGGCAACUCAAGUUCAUGCACACAUCCCACCAGUUCCUGCUGCUCAGCAGUCCCCCUGCCAAGGAGGCCCGCUUCCGGACCGCCAAGAAGCUGUAUGGCAGUACCUUUGCCUUCCAUGGUUCCCAUAUAGAGAACUGGCACUCCAUUCUGAGAAAUGGACUAGUCAAUGCUUCUUAUACCAAACUGCAGGUAUGUAGCGACAAGGACUCCCAGCUGCUCCAUUUUGACAGUAACGGAUGCCACGUUCCUCCUCAUUGCAAUGGGUUCUGUGCGAGGCCCACCGGCAGCCCAGCUGAUGUCACCCAACGCUUUUGUUCUGACAGCAAUGGACGCCAUGUUCCUCCCCGUUCUUGUUGCCUUGUCUGCCUCGCCCCGGGGGAAUAUGGCGUCCACUGGGUGCUUGGCUAUCUGUUGGCCUCGCUUUGGCAAGGGUGGACCACUAGCUGUAGAGGAAGCUCAGAGUUCUCUCCGAUGGGCAUCUUCGGGGGGGUCAAAGAGGCUGUGCAGCCGCUUCUUUCCGCCAGCGCUGAGGCCUGUCUGGCUGGUGACUGCCAGAAAGGCCUUUAUGAGCUGGCGUGCGACGGAGGCCACUGUGACGAGUUCCUGCUGUCGUGACCCACUGUGUCAGGAGUCAAGAUGGCCACCUCGGAGAAGAGGCCCUGAUUGUCCACUAAGAAAUCUAAAAUGAGGGUGCUAACAAAAACACCCAGCCAGCGCCCAGCCCAUCUGCUGGAGAGGGCACAGUUAGCAGACAGGCCAGCUGACCGACAAAUCCAGCACUGGACAGGCUCGAUGUCUGACCACCCACGUGACAAGUGGACACCCAACACAUCUGACUAUGCACACAUUAGACCACCAGAUCACCAGAAGACCUGAACACGUCAGAGGCCACUCCUGUGCCCAGGACAUUUUAGAAAAGCAGAACUGACUUAGCAGUUGGCACUGUCAUCGUUCUUUUUAUUCUUAGAUUUGACAUCCCUGCGACAAUGCUGUAUUGGCACUUUGGGUGUUUUCUGCAGGGCUGCGGUGGCAUCCUGCUGCUGCCCGGUGACUGCUGGAUGUUCACUUUGUGACGUUGUGUGACCACGGAGCCACACUUUAAGAUGGUGGCGCCAUUGGGUUAUGCGGUAUAAAAAUGACAGAAAAAGCUCAAUUUGUGAAACGGCAUUUUGUUAAGUACAUCCAGCUUGGAUUACCAAGGGGGACCCCCAAAUCCCCCCUGGCGUUGGAAAAAUGCUACAUUUUAAUCUAAGCAUGCUGGAGACUCCAAGGGGAGACGCGCGUGUUUGCGGACCACGGGUGCAAAGCAGCUGGCGCGGGGUUCUGUAUUUGCUUCUGUAUAGUUUUGGUACCGAGGUCCUGGUAUCAAAACCAAAGUCAGAAUGUUAGCACCAGUCCACACUAGUGACGUGCCAGUCCUGCCACUUUGGAUUUGGAUUAGGUCACAAGUCACGCAGGCCGCUUGGUUGCCGCGUGUUUUAUGGCUUAUUGAUUUGUUUCUGUGUUGUUUCUUAUUAUCCUACAACGUCAUUUGUUUUUGUAUUUUUUGCUGCCAUUUUCUUUUCCCAUUUUGACUGCCAUUUUGUGUCUCUUAUUUUGGGCGAGAGCAGUGCAGUCGCUAGCAUGGCGCUCCUAGAAGUGUGCCCGUUUCUGGAUCGAGGACUGAAACUGCUGUGUUCUUCAUUUCUCUUAAUUUGCGCUUUUUCUUCCCCGAGUUCCGUUGUUGGUCUCCGCCUCUUCCUCCCCAGUUUCCCCCCCAUCUGCUGGUCCUCCCUGGCACCUCGCCUCAUUUCUUUACCUUUCAGUUAUUGCCCCGUUCUGGCCUUAGCAGAGCAAUCUGACCACGAAACAAGUGACACCACACCGCCACUCACCUUCACCAACGUGGAUGCCACAUCUCAGGCGGCUGGCCAGCCUUCCUACCGCACCA